AUGGCUCGACUGACGCCCCGCGGUCUGCGCACCCCUCUGACGGCCCUGCGCCUCUCCAGGCCAGCUCCCCGACCUCAAUUCUCGUCAUACCAGGCCGCGCUCCGUUCUGCGUCCUCGUCCCCGACGAGUCAAGAAACCACGACCUCCUCCUCCAGCUCUGAACAGCAGAAUAAAGAGGAGCAAGAUCACAAACAGCCUCCCAAACGAUCCGCCAUCGGUCUUGGCACGGUCGCCCUGUCCACCUCCCUCCUAGCCUCCGCCUAUCUUCUCUAUCUCUACGCGACCGACACGCGCGCAUCAUACCAACAAUGGCUCGUCCCACCUCUCCUGCGACUCGUCUACUCCGACGCUGAAGAAGCCCACCACGUCGGCACCAAGGCCCUGAAGUUCCUCUAUGAGCUGGGCUUACACCCGCGCGAGCGACCCUCACGGGCGCCCGGUAUCGUCCCCGAGCCCAGCGACCUCGCCACCCAGGUGUUCGACGUCAAUCUUGCGAGCCCAAUCGGCAUAUCGGCGGGCUUGGACAAGGACGCCGACAUCACCGAUGUGCUGUUUGAGCUCGGGGCGGGUGUCGUCGAGGUUGGCGGCUGCACCCCUAAGCCGCAGGGGAAACCCCAAGCCCCGUGUCUGGAGGGUGCCGACCGUGGAGGGCAUGGUCAACCGGCUUUGACCGAGCGGGAGGUCCUCAACGGGGAGGGCGUGGAUGUCCCCCCAGGCAGUCUACUUCCCGGCAGGCUACUUUGCGUGCAGGUCGCGAAGCAGAAGGAGACGGACGAGCGGGAUGUUGACGCCGUGGCGAGGGACUACGUGUACUGCGUGAACCGGGUGGCUCCCUACGCCGACGUGUUGGUCGUGAACGUAUCCAGCCCCAACACGCCCGGGCUGCGAGACCUGCAGGCUGCGGAGCCUCUGGGAAGGAUAUUGAGCGCCGUUGUUCAGGAGGCGAGGAAGACGAACCGCAAGACCAAGCCCAAGGUCAUGGUCAAGGUCUCACCCGACGAGGACGAAAGCGCGCAAAUGGCUGGCAUUGUGCAGGCCGUGUACAUGAGUGACGUGGACGGAGUGAUCGUGGGAAACACGACCAAGCGGAGGGCGGGUCUUGUGCCACAGGGUGUCAGGCUCAACUCCAGGGAGCAACAGGCGCUGACGGAGACGGGCGGGUUCUCUGGUCCGUCCAUGUUCGACCGCACGCUGGACUUGGUCGGGAGGUAUCGCAAAAUGCUGGAUGCACAGUCACUGCAAGGUGGUGAGGGACAGGAGGAUCAUGCCGUCGUCCCGGCUCUGGAGGGCAUUGUGUCUAGCAAGGCGCAAGACUCGAAACAGCCCCCGCGGAAGGUCAUCUUCGCCACGGGCGGCAUCAAGAACGGCGAGCAGGCACUCAAGGUCUUGAACGCUGGCGCCAGCGUGGCGAUGAUCUACACAAGCAUGGUCUACGGCGGAGCUGGUACAGUGACACGGAUCAAGGGUGAGAUGAGGUCGGCAUUGACUGAUGUUGAAGCGUGA
Messenger RNA from Diaporthe citri, 1503 nucleotides. RefSeq lists its product as uncharacterized. The transcript has 2 exons. The coding region runs from base 1 to 1503 and encodes 500 amino acids. The record is from RefSeq and is a predicted model, not a curated record. Gene Ontology annotation, biological process: pyrimidine ribonucleotide biosynthetic process; 'de novo' pyrimidine nucleobase biosynthetic process. Gene Ontology annotation, molecular function: dihydroorotate dehydrogenase activity. Gene Ontology annotation, cellular component: mitochondrial inner membrane; cytoplasm. Lineage: Eukaryota; Fungi; Ascomycota; Sordariomycetes; Diaporthales; Diaporthaceae.